AAAUUAUCAAGCUAGUAAAGUUGGAGAUGUUAAUUUGAACUUUUAUGGAUACAGGGAGCUCAAUCACCAAAGGAGGACAGGAAAUACAUAUAACUAAAGAAAUGGCUCUGACCACUCUAUGUCUGAUCAGUAGCAUCCUUACCCUAUGGAUCUCUCCCAUUAAUGCCCAAUCCCCACCAGCUCCACUUCUCUCUCCCUCUCCUUCACCUGCCCCAGCUCCUGGCCCUCACCUUGUCAAUCUCACCGAUCUCCUCUCCGUCGCAGGCCCCUUUCAUACCUUCCUCAACUACCUCCUUCAAACCAAUGUCAUACAAACAUUCCAAAACCAAGCCAACAACACCAAUCAAGGCAUCACCAUCUUCGUUCCCAGUGAUUCAGCUUUCGCAGACCUCCAAAAGCCCUCCCUCACAAACCUUUCCGAAGACCAGCUCAAGUCCCUCCUCCUCUACCACGCAUUCCCGAAUUACUAUUCCCUAUCUGAUUUUCAAAAGCUCAGCAGCAAGAAUCCUGUGAGUACAUUUGCUGGAGGGCAAUACACGCUGAACGUCACCGACACAAGCGGGCUCAUACAAGUUGGUUCAGACUGGUCCAACCCCAAAAUCAGCAGCAGCGUCUACUCUACUUAUCCGGUAUCAGUUUAUGAGGUGAACAAUGUUCUACUUCCGAAGGCAAUUGUUACUACGGCGCCAGCAUACGCACCAGCUCCAGCUCCUGCACCCGAUCACAGCCCAAAUUUGGAUUUGGCACCUACGAGUGGAAAGGGGAAAGGUGAAGCUCCCAAAUCUUCGGAACCAAAUACGGACGAUUCUUCUUCUCCUG
This is a messenger RNA of Phalaenopsis equestris, 819 nucleotides long. RefSeq names its product fasciclin-like arabinogalactan protein 7. The record is from RefSeq and is a predicted model, not a curated record. The transcript has a single exon. The annotation marks the transcript as partial. Lineage: Eukaryota; Viridiplantae; Streptophyta; Magnoliopsida; Asparagales; Orchidaceae.